Messenger RNA from Anopheles coluzzii, 3198 nucleotides. RefSeq names its product plasmanylethanolamine desaturase (gene Kua). Gene Ontology annotation, molecular function: oxidoreductase activity. NCBI's taxonomy places the organism in Eukaryota, Metazoa, Arthropoda, Insecta, Diptera, Culicidae. The coding region runs from base 906 to 1904 and encodes 332 amino acids. The record is from RefSeq and is a predicted model, not a curated record. The transcript is spliced from 7 exons.
AUCGUAAUCAACCACAUAUAUAGGAACGCAUUGAGCAUACACGAAAAUCUAAAGCUAUUGUCCCAGAAAAUGUGUAACUUUCGCCUUUCUUUUCACUCCAGGGGCUUAGUAAGAAAGGCUCCAACAGGUGGUUUACUGCUUCAUUUUCACUGCAUAAAAGGGGAUUAAAGGCGACAAGGAAAUAAAGAAUAAUACAACCCAAAUCUAAAUCACACUUUCGGUUGCCUGUGAAGAUACAAUCUAGAAGGACUCUAGAAAAGGCACAGAAAAUAAAAACCGCAAAAAGGACAAACUCUUCGCCUGGUAGAGUGCAUAAAGCGUGGUGCUUUUGUUUGCAUACAAAUUAUAAACUGUGAUAAUCUGUACGGGAGACGAAGGAUAUGUACACCCUGACCCCUGAUGAUUAGGGUUAUCGAAUGAUAUGCCGUACUGUCGUAGGUGUGUGCCUGUGUAGGUGUGAAAGUGAGUGAGUGCUUCUGUUUCUGAAUAAAGAGACUGAUAAAAAGGUUGUGGAUAAAGCAACAGGGAGGUGAGAAAGUGAGACUGGUUUAGUAAAGUGUACGCCAGUGUCAAGUGUUGUUUUGUACCGCAGUGAAAAGGGAAAUUCCCGUUUUGAGUGGACAGCGGCCAGAAAAAAACGGUUUCGAAGAAAGCUCUAGUGCAAUAUACGUUAUGUGAGUGUGUUUGUGUGAGUGGGUGCUUGUGGAGUGAAAACCAAAGUCUUGGCAGCAAACCGGAAGGCUCGCACUCUGUUGCUUCAGCUCGUAAAUCGUGUACCUACUUGAGCCAGCAACCUUGCAAUCGCUUAGGCCUCUUCUUCUAGUUUCCUGUUCCACGCGCCACUAACGGUGUGUGUGUGUGUUUUAUCAACGGUUUUUUUGUUCUGAGUUUCAUGGAACACUAGCAUGGAUUUGAUAUCGCUACCACCCUGCUCGAGACGCACGGAACUGACGGCAAUGGCGAACGAGCAACCGAUGGCAUUGUCGCCGGCGUCCACCUCGGCGAUUAAGAUCUCGACGACAUUUUUAAAGACGCCUGUCAAAACGGACCAGGAAAUACUCCAAAACUCCAUGCUGGAAGAUGACCCAAAUUCCAACACAAUACUCCCAAGCAACGAGCUGAGCGAAGAGCACCGUACGAGCCUGGAGAAACCGGCACGCUGGGGACCACGGCACAAAGGAGCACAGGAGCUGGCGAAGCUGUACAGUAAUGGAAAGCGAACUCAGGAACUGAUCUGUGUCUAUAUUUGCAUCUCACUAAUGAUACUGAAUUUGGGCUUAAUAUUGCGGCACUUCCGUUUGGAGCGCAUCAGCAACGUAGUAGUGGCCGCCAUUUUUGGCAUUCUGACGGCAGACUUCGGUUCGGGGCUGGUACACUGGGGUGCCGACACCUGGGGUUCCGUAGACUUGCCCAUCGUGGGUAAGAAUUUUCUUCGGCCAUUCCGGGAGCAUCAUAUUGAUCCGACGUCCAUCACGCGCCAUGACUUUAUCGAAACGAACGGGGACAACUUUAUGGUCGCACUACCGAUUCUCGGGAAGUUGGCGUGGAACUUCUUCACCAAAACGAACGCAGAAAUACAGCAGGACUAUGCCAUCAGUGCGUACUUGUUUCUCUGUUCAAUCUUCAUUGCCAUGACGAAUCAGAUUCACAAGUGGUCCCAUACGUACUGGGGCCUACCGAAGUGGGUCCUGUUUCUGCAGAAUCAUCAUAUCAUUUUGCCAAGACGCCAUCAUCGCUUUCACCAUGUGGCACCUCACGAAACGUACUUCUGCAUAACGACGGGUUGGUUGAACUGGCCGCUGGAAAAGAUAAAGUUUUGGUCAACGCUGGAAGCAAUCAUUGAACUAUCGACAGGCCAUAAACCCCGGGCGGAUGAUUUCAAAUGGGCUCAAAAGCGUACUUGAUCUUUUUCCAUCAUGGUGUUUCCGCUAAACCUUACCAUGCAGGCUGUACAAUUAUAUUGCGUGAUAUCAAAAGUUCUGAGCUAGGAUGAUAACGAUAUUGGUAAAAAACGAACAAACGGACUAACAGAAUCGCAUUUGAAUUGCACUCACACAAAACCCAUUUUACCAGUAGUGUUUUGUACAAAUAACAACGCGAUGGCCGAAAAGAAGCUUCAGCGCUGCAUUAAAUCGUACAUCGUUGCUUUAUGUAUUUUAGGACAGUUUUUAUCGUACGGUUUGAGCAAUUUUGAUAUUUUAUAGAUCCAAUGUCUGUACGAUGCAAUGUUAAACUGCAAGGUAAGAGAAGAAAAAGCUGUGAAAGAUCACAUGCAAAAAGCUACAAACAUUGAAUUAAACUAAGCUAACAAUUAAGCAGAAUUGCCUCAGGAAGUUAAAGUUAAAAGGGAGUGAACGCCUGCAACAGAGCAUUAUUUAAGUCAAAAUCAGAGUCCUUUAUGCACAAAAUCAAUUGAAAAAUUAAAUGAAACGGAUAUAAAGUAUGCUGUGGAUAGGUUUUGGAGAGUAUUGAUUCAGUGUGAGAUACAAUAAAGAAUUAAUCGAAAUUCCGGCUAUUGUUUAAAUUUACGGAAUUUUACAUCACUUUUUUAUUUGUUGUGGAUAAUUGUAUACGACCAUUUUGAAAUUGAUAGAUAAUGCUUAUUUAUUUAUGAACAAAAUUUGAAUUCAUGAACAAAAUUCUUAUUUGACACGCGAUGCCUCAUUGUACAACAAGCACAAGAACAAGCAACAAAGUUACAAAUGAAAAAGCAAAAAGAGAAAAAUACAUGAAAUAAAGCUUACGCAAUACAACUAUAUUUUAGCAAAAAACAAAAAAAUGCACAGAUACAAAUACGACACUUAUUCACACUAGCGUAAGACACUAAAUGUACAAUCACUUUUUUGAAUGUAUUAUAUAGCGGCAUAUAAGGGUUUGGGGAACAAUAAACACACUGUGCUACAAUUUUUAAACCGUAAGGAUAAGAUUAGUAGAGUCGAACACUAGUUUUGUGAAUGAAACCCUAACAAAACGAUUGUUAUUGAAGUAUUUGAAGGAAGUGAAGCAGUAAAAGCGAGCAGAUAAACGAUGAGCAAGCGCUUUUUUGCACAAAGUACAGAAUCAUGUUAAAGAGUAAGUUUCUGUUAAAGAAGCAAAGCUAAAGGAUUUUGUUGGAGAAGGAGGGAUGAUUUAUUUAGUAGUUUGAUUAAGUUGUACAUUAUACGAGAUGAUCAUAUGAAUACAUCGCUUGUAAGCAAA